This is a messenger RNA of Gallus gallus (chicken), 2773 nucleotides long. RefSeq names its product UBX domain protein 2B (gene UBXN2B). The record is from RefSeq and is a predicted model, not a curated record. Gene Ontology annotation, molecular function: ubiquitin binding. Bases 407 to 1318 code for a protein of 303 amino acids. NCBI's taxonomy places the organism in Eukaryota, Metazoa, Chordata, Aves, Galliformes, Phasianidae. Gene Ontology annotation, biological process: proteasome-mediated ubiquitin-dependent protein catabolic process; Golgi organization; membrane fusion. The transcript has 10 exons. Gene Ontology annotation, cellular component: nucleus; cytosol.
ACGGUUGCCUCCGGCUCUGGCUGUGCUGCCAUGAGGGGGCUGUUCGUCGGGUCGUUACCCCCUAGGCCGGGCCUCUGAGUACAGGAGUGUACCUGAAGUUAUUUGGUAGUCUGUAUUUCCCGGCUUCUCCUUAGCAUCUGUCUAUGGACCUUGUGUCUGUGGCUUGAUAUCGUGUAUUAAAGGAAAACUUACGAAACAACGUAGAAUGUUAUUUAGGGCAAAAUUGGCCUUGGCAGAGUUAUAUGAAGAUGAAGCUAAAAGGCAGUCAUUGCGUUCUGACAAACCAACGACGACAAAGAUGAGUAACUCGAAGGGAGAUAGAAUUCAGGUAAUUGCUGUGUCAGAAAAAUACUGCAGUUCUUUCCUCCUUCAAAAUUCAGCAAAUCAGUAGUUUGUGUGAAACUUGAUGAGAGCUGCUCUGAGUCUUCUAUGUAGUCUUAAAAUUGAUUCUUUCCGAAGUUUGAGAAAACCAGAGAGAAGCAUGAGUGAUGACAAAGAAAACCAAAGAUUUUAUUCAGGUGACUCAGAAUACAGAGGAUUACAAAUUUCUGGGGCUUCUAACAAUCCAAGUAAAAUUGUUGCUGAACUCUUCAAAGAAGCAAAAGAACACGGGGCUGUACCACUAGAUGAAGCCUCAAGAACAUCUGGUGACUUCAGUAAAGCUAAGUCAUUUUCAGGUGGUGGAUAUAGAUUGGGUGACUCGUCUCAAAAGCACUCUGAAUAUAUAUAUGGAGAAAAUCAAGAUGUUCAAAUUUUGCUGAAACUGUGGAGGAAUGGCUUCAGUUUAGAUGAUGGAGAAUUGAGAUCCUAUUCAGACCCAAUAAAUGCUCAGUUUCUUGAGUCUGUUAAAAGAGGGGAAAUUCCUGUGGAACUGCAGCGCCUUGUUCAUGGUGGCCAGGUUAACCUGGAUAUGGAAGACCACCAGGAGCAGGAAUAUGUGAAGCCAAGACUGCGAUUCAAAGCUUUCAGUGGAGAAGGGCAAAAACUUGGAAGUCUUACACCUGAAAUAGUCAGCACGCCUUCAUCUCCAGAGGAGGAGGACAAAUCCAUUCUUAAUGCACCUGUUCUCAUUGAUGAUUCCGUUCCAGCAACUAAAAUUCAAAUCAGAUUAGCUGAUGGAAGCCGAUUAAUACAAAGAUUUAAUCAAACACACAGGAUUAAAGAUAUUCGAGAUUUCAUUAUCCAGUCCCGUCCAGCAUUUGCAACAACUGAUUUUGUUCUUGUGACGACCUUUCCAAAUAAAGAGCUAACAGAUGAAAGCCUGACACUACGAGAAGCAGAUAUACUUAACACUGUGAUUCUUCAGCAAUUAAAGUAAUCUUUGAGCUGUUGUUACAGAAUGGAGUAUGUGGUGUAUUGUUAUACAAUGUUUUCAGUAGAUGAAAAAAAAGAAGGAUUGAUGUCUUUACUCUUCCACUUCCAUAGAUCAGAUUUUUAGGUUUCGUGUCUUCCAGCUAUAGCAUAUCUGGGUUUGAUUUCUCAGCAUUGUUUAACCCCCUUUUCAGUGUUAAAAUUGAGCUUCCCUGUGUUAGUAUAUUUCAAACAAUGGCAUGUAUGAGAUGUGAGCUAUCACAGUGACUCUUCAGUGUUUUAUGGGGGGAGGGGAGGAGCAUUUUUCUGGAGGGGGCAGUGUAUUUCGUACAGUUGGUAAGAUUUGCACUAUGGAAAUGUUUUAUGCUGCACUGACAAACAGCCAUGUGAAAACUUAGCCUGUAGGUUAUGUUUACCUUCCAAGCUGUAUUAUUAACAUUAAGGUAUCCUGUUUGAUAGGUUGACGGAUAAUUAAUGCUGUAUUAUAAGUUUUGUAUAUUCUGUUUCUAGUGUUUCAUGGUGUAGUAUAAUUAUUUAUAUUCUAACUCUUAUGUAAAUAUCCUUAUAUUGUUGUUUUGAGGGAAUCAGUAUCAGGUGAUGCAAAGCUCAGCUCUUGCAGACUUUAAUAGUGUUCUCAUCUGUAUUCUGGUUGUUCUACUUGUGGUGUAAAUUAAGUAUGAAUUUCUUUUCUUCUGAAGUUAGGGAAAUGAGAAAGACCACUGUCAUCUGAAGAACUGCUGUGACGUAGACUUUGUGAGGGUAGGUCUGUGGUUCCUUUGAACUUGAACCUUGUGCAGCUGUGUGAAUCUUCACACAUAAAACUACUAAGGUGCACAGACACAAAAAUUGUUUAUUCAGUCAUGUGCAUGCACAAAAGUAGACAUGUUAACUGAUUGUGUAUUUUUGACCUGGAAGUCAGCUCUUUAUACUUGGAAUUUUGGCUAAUGACCUUUUGUAAUAUUCAGUGGAGAUUUACUUGUGCAACUUGCCAUUAUACACUUCCAUUGGAGACUGUAUAAUUAAACCUCUUAAUCUUUGAAAUCAUAUAUUUUUUUUCAAAUAACGUGGUCCUACACUGCAAGUAGGAAUGUUACAUUGUGGGCAGACUGGCUGCUGUGCUUUAAUAGUAUGCAGAUUUGUAAUAUUUGUGGCUUUAUAUCGAAUGAAUGGAUCAGACUCUGAAGGAGAGUAAAUGGCCUGUAUUCUUUGUACAGAUAUAUGUAUUAAAAAAUACCGUUUUCACUGAUUAUUUUAUCUUGAAAAUACCAACACGUUUAUUUAUGCAUAGCUUUAGCUUCGGUUGGUAGAUUAGAUUAAUCUUAACUUCUAAUCUCAAAGUAGAAGUUUGAGUCAAUUUUAAAUGUGCAGUUGUAUUUGAAGUCAUUUGUUUUUGUAAUCUGUUUGCAUGAUUUAACCAUAAUGCAUUUAAUGUGCUAAGUAAAUAAACUUUUACGCUAAAAGA